Messenger RNA from Cicer arietinum (chickpea), 1698 nucleotides. RefSeq names its product geraniol 8-hydroxylase-like. The record is from RefSeq and is a predicted model, not a curated record. NCBI's taxonomy places the organism in Eukaryota, Viridiplantae, Streptophyta, Magnoliopsida, Fabales, Fabaceae. Gene Ontology annotation, molecular function: iron ion binding; monooxygenase activity; oxidoreductase activity, acting on paired donors, with incorporation or reduction of molecular oxygen.
AUUGAGCUUCCAAGUAACAGAACAUGCAUCAAUCAAUACUUCCACUCUUGUCCUCAAUUUCUCUCAACAUUUAUCAACUAUUCACACUCUCAUAGCAUUCAUUCAUAACACAAACAAUGGACAUUUCAAGUUGUAUGUUUCUCAUUGUCUUGACAUUUGUCACCAUCUAUGUUUUUCUUUGUUCAUUCUUUGGAAAGAUCACAAAACAAUACUGCAAACUUCCACCAGGACCAUCCCCUCUUCCCAUUAUAGGGAACCUCCUUGAAUUAGGGGAAAAGCCCCACAAACCCCUGGCCACACUUGCAAAGACUUAUGGCCCUAUAAUGAGUCUUAAAUUUGGCCAAAUAACCACUGUUGUAAUCUCCUCAGCAGACAUGGCAAAAGAGGUGCUUCUCACAAAUGAUCAGUUCUUGUCAAACAGAACCAUUCCUCAAUCUGUAUCGGUUCUCAACCACGAGCAUUAUAGUCUUGCCUUCAUACCAGUUUCACCUCUAUGGAAGGAACUAAGAAAAAUAUGCAACACUCAAUUAUUUUCCCACCAGACUCUUGAUGCCAGUCAAGACAUUAGGCGCAACAAAGUGCAACAGCUUCUCAAUGAUAUCCAUCAGAGCUGUCAAAUUGGUGAAGCAAUAGAUAUUGGAACAAUAGUGUUCAAGACAACAAUAAAUUUGUUAUCAAACACUAUUUUCUCUGUGGAUUUGAUUCACUCUAAUGGUGCAGCAGGAGAGUUUAAGGACUUGGUGACUGAUAUUACAAAACUUGUUGGAACACCAAAUGUGGCAGAUUUUUUUCCUAUAUUGAAGAUGCUUGAUCCGCAAGGUGUAAAAAGAAGACAGACAAAGAAUGUAAGGAAGGUGUUAGACAUAUUUGAAGACUUGGUUAGCCAACGUUUGAAGAUGAGGGAAGGUACAAGUGUAGACUCCCAUAAAGACAUGCUUGAUGCCAUGCUAAACAUUUCUAAGGAGAAUGAGUUUAUGGACACAAAUAUGAUCCAACAUUUAUCACAUGAUCUAUUUGUUGCGGGAACAGAUACAACAGCAUCUACACUAGAAUGGGCAAUGACAGAGCUUAUGCGCAACCCAGAAGCUAUGCGAAAAGCCAAAAUGGAGUUGGAGCAAACAAUUGGGUGUAGUGUCCCACUUGAAGAGUCAAAUAUUUCUAAGCUACCAUACUUACAAGCAAUCAUAAAAGAGACACUUCGGUUGCACCCACCAGUACCAUUUUUACUGCCACGAAAAGCUGAGAGGGAUGUUGAGAUAGGUGACUAUACCAUUCCAAAGGAUGCACAAGUGCUAGUUAAUGUGUGGACUAUUGGCAGAGAUCCAACUAUAUGGGUUAAUCCAACAUCGUUCUCCCCUGAAAGAUUCUUGGGGUCACAGAUUGAUGUCAAAGGCCGGAAUUUUGAGCUCGCACCAUUUGGUGCCGGACGACGAAUAUGCCCGGGCUUACAACUGGCCAAUAGGAUGUUGUUAUUAAUGUUGGGUUCACUAGUCAACUCCUUUGAUUGGAUGCUUGAAGAUGGCAUGAAACCAGAAGAUAUGAACAUGGAUGAUAAAUUUGGCAUUACCUUGCAAAAGGCCCAACCCCUUCGAGUUGUUCCUGUCAGAAUAAGUAAAUAAAGUGUGGUCCAUCUAUAUGUGUAAUAUAUUAGACAGUCCUUUAGCUUGUUCUUCUCAAUGCUAAUUUAAUUGAUUGUCA